Osmerus eperlanus (European smelt) is the source of this 1507-nucleotide messenger RNA. It is a transcript of the gene serpina10b, whose product is annotated as serpin peptidase inhibitor, clade A (alpha-1 antiproteinase, antitrypsin), member 10b. The record is from RefSeq and is a predicted model, not a curated record. Gene Ontology annotation, biological process: blood coagulation. The transcript is spliced from 5 exons. NCBI's taxonomy places the organism in Eukaryota, Metazoa, Chordata, Actinopteri, Osmeriformes, Osmeridae. Bases 147 to 1343 code for a protein of 398 amino acids. Gene Ontology annotation, molecular function: serine-type endopeptidase inhibitor activity.
GUGUUUGAGUUGUAGUUAAUAGAUAAUCGUACAUAAACGUUUGUACUUUGCCUCCCCAAAUAUUGUCUGAAGUUUUGGACAGAAUACAUUGCUGAUAUCUAGGCUUGAAAGACGGGGCUAAAGAGAAGUUAUCAAGGAAUAGAAAGAUGGGACUCCUUUUCAUUCUCAGUUGUAUUUGCUCCCUGUUCCCAAUCUACCUAACUCAACUACAAACCCCAAACAUCACAGACCUUACCUUUAAGAACAUGGACUUUGCUAUGAACCUAUACAGACAAAUCUCUACUUCCCACGACAAAAACAUAUUUUUCUCACCCCUGAGCAUCUCAACUGCUUUUGCAACCCUGUCCCUGGCAGCAGUAGGUCCUACACAAGACGAAAUACUGAAAGGCCUUAACCUAGCCCAACUAGCUCGGGAAGACCAACCAGAUCUUGUUCCAGAACUUUUCCAGUAUCUCCAUGGCAACAUCACUCAAGACGGAUUACUGAAACUUGACCAAAGCACAGUUUUCUUUGUUCACCAGAAUUAUGAUGUGAAGAGGGCCUUCAGUGACCAGAUCAAGAAGUUCUUCAACGCUGACAUCAACAACGUGGACUUUUCCGACACAAAGUCCAGUAUUGCCAUAAUUAAUGAGUAUAUCAAGCGCAAGACGGGUAACAAAGUAAAAGAGAUGAUAACCAGUUUGGAUUCACGGAUCCAGCACAUGUUGAUCAACACCAUUUUCUUUCAGGGUGAGUGGCAGAUGCCCUUUGACCCCCUUAACACUGGCAAUGAACGCUUCUACAUCAACAACUACAACAUAGUUCAAGUUCCCAUGAUGUUUAGAGAGGACAAGUAUUACAUGAUGGAAGAUGUUGCCCUGAAAUGUAAGGUCCUGAAGCUUCCAUACAUGAAUGGAGUUUCAAUGUUGAUCCUCCUUCCCAACAAGGGCCUUGAUUACACCACAAUAGAUGAUGAAAUCACUGCUGAGAAAUUCCUCAUGUGGAUCAGAGACCUGAAAAAAAUGAAACUUGAGGUUCAACUGCCUAAGUUCAGAAUGGAGCAAUCUUACGACAUGCACGACAUCCUACCGAAUCUGGGAAUCACCACAGUCUUCCAGCAGACAGCCAAUCUCACCAGACUGAGCAACAAGACACCCCUGAAAGUGUCCGAGGUGCUGCACAAGGCUGUGAUUGAGGUGGACGAGAUAGGCACCAGAGCAGCAGCUGCCACCACGGUUGGCAUCACUGGGCAUUCCUUACCCCCAUCCUUCAUCGUCAACAGACCCUUCUUCUUCUUCAUCUACCAUGAGGCCACCAACAGCUUGCUGUUCAUGGGCAGAGUGAUUGACCCCACCAAAAACUAAGCUUUUGUGUUUGUGUUUCCCUGUUGUAUUAUUUCGUAACAUAGAUAUUUAAACUGGUUGAAAUGUUCUAAGAACUAAUAUGACACCUUUGUGCCUUUCGAUAUUUUGAAUAGUGAAUAAUUGUGUAAAAGACUGUGACUACUGAUAACAAAUCUGCAUAUAAA